UUAUCACAAAAAUUCUGAUCAGUUUAAUUUCAAAAUUGCUAUGCAACCACGUGAUUUUAUACGUAUAUUACUUAUAUUCUCCUUGCGUUUUGCUAUAAAUUUUUUGAUUCUCUACUAUCAAAAAUAUUACGGCGUCAAAACGAAGCACGGCGUGGAACUCUUAACAGUAGACAAAAGCUGAAGUCUGUGAAACGUGUACAGCUGUUUUUUGUUUUGCACGCCACUUUUGUUUUGACAAGAUGGAAAACUGCAUUAAUUGCGAGGAAAACACAAGAAAAUACAAAUGCAGCAAGUGUUCGGCACCCUACUGCUCUGUGGCUUGUUAUAAGGCCCACAAAGAUUCGCCAAAAUGUGUGAGAAUAGAUAUGGAGGAUAAAAAGCCUGAAAAUGCUUUUCAGGAGGAACCAACACUUCAUGUCCCAUUUCCAACAGAUGAUACAGUGCCCACAGAGAAACUUCAGAAAUUAGAAAACUCCCAGGAUCUACGUAACUUACUCCACAAUCCCCACCUGCGUUCACUACUCCAGCAGAUCGAUGUGGCCAUCAAUGCCCAGACCGCUAUGAUCGCAGCCAUGCAGGAGCCUCUCUUCCUGGAGUUCGCUAAUGCUUGUUUAAAAGUUGUUGAACCUAUGACCGAUGCAGAGCGAGCUGAAUUCGAAAUGUGUUCCUGAAAAUACCCCAAAAUCACCCGCUUGAGAGUCUUAAUAAAGGCUGCCAUGUAUUUUUUAACUAAAA
Molecule: messenger RNA, 735 nt
Organism: Drosophila eugracilis
Lineage: Eukaryota; Metazoa; Arthropoda; Insecta; Diptera; Drosophilidae
Product: zinc finger HIT domain-containing protein 3
Exons: 3
Coding region: 240-671 (143 amino acids)
Biological process (GO): maturation of LSU-rRNA from tricistronic rRNA transcript (SSU-rRNA, 5.8S rRNA, LSU-rRNA); snoRNA localization; box C/D snoRNP assembly
Cellular component (GO): pre-snoRNP complex; nucleus
Molecular function (GO): protein binding
Source: RefSeq, a predicted model, not a curated record